Lineus longissimus is the source of this 2459-nucleotide messenger RNA. Its product is annotated as potassium voltage-gated channel subfamily C member 3-like. Gene Ontology annotation, molecular function: delayed rectifier potassium channel activity. Gene Ontology annotation, cellular component: voltage-gated potassium channel complex; membrane. Bases 254 to 1681 code for a protein of 475 amino acids. NCBI's taxonomy places the organism in Eukaryota, Metazoa, Nemertea, Pilidiophora, Heteronemertea, Lineidae. The record is from RefSeq and is a predicted model, not a curated record. Gene Ontology annotation, biological process: protein homooligomerization; potassium ion transmembrane transport. The transcript has 2 exons.
AGUGCAGAUUUUACCAAUACCACGUUUUUGUGGACAUAUCAACAUAUAUGUCGUGAUCCAAAUACGGACACUGAUUGACUUUUCAGUGAACCUUGAUGCACGGACAUAACGAUUGAAACUAUUGAAUAGCUUCUGCAGAGGAUUUAAUGAAAACAGCACAUGUUUACCUACCUUUUGAUGAUGAGCAAGAACAAUAUACAGUCAUGAUUCCGACUCAUUUCGCUACUUUUACCGCCGAUUGCUCUUCCAAUGGAUGGUAAUGCACGGAAGCAGCAAGAACAUGGCGCAGCAGAGGUUGGUUCUGGAUAUUGGUGGGACAACCUUUAGUACAAUGACAACAACGGUUUUUAGAAUACCUAACUCCAGGUUAUGGAGGCUAACAAAAGACCUUGAAAGAAGUGAAUUCGUUCACGCAUGCGGGACGUAUUAUUUUGACAGGAAUCCGGUGAUAUUUGGAGCCAUUCUGGACUGCUACAGGACCGGGGAGUUUCAUGUGCCUUGCUGCAUGUGCCCGCUGUCUGUACGAAAGGAACUAGACUAUUGGGGGAUCCCGGAUAAAUUCAUUGCCCCUUGUUGUUUGCGGAAGUUACAGCAGCAUGAGGGCGAGGAAGAGACGCUACGACAGUUACGAAAGGAACUGGAACAUGGGAAAUACGCCAGUAUGCAGUUACUUGAACAGAGCAAGUCAAGGUUUAAUAGAGCAGUGUUACGGAGUUGGCUGUUUUUGGAAUUUCCGAACUAUUCGAGAUUGGCUGAGGGUUGGGCCAUCAUAUCUGGUCUGCUCACAGUUGCCUCUAUCAUCGUACUGGCCUGCACCAGUCAUCCAGCCUUCACCCAGCCAUUCCCACACAACGACACCUUGGUCGGCGUGGAGAAGAAAGUCACGGAACUCCUCCCAGGGGAUAAAUUCAAACGUGCCUUCAUCGCUGUUCCGCAUCCAAUAAUUGUGCGAAUGGACCAGGCAAUCAACGGUAUCCUCACAAUCGAAUUCGUCUUCAAAUUCUUGGUAUGUCCGUAUAAAAAAGAUUUCUUCAAAAGUGUCUUGAACUGGAUUGAUUUUGUUGCCUUUUCCAAUUACUGGACUUUCACGGCAAUGUACGCUGCCUAUGAAGUGGCGCCCAAAGACUUGGCAUACAUGAUCGUGAUGAACGUCCUCACCGGUUUUAUAGCCCUGAGAAUUUUCAGGAUUUUCAAACUCGCUGGAGUCUUUAAAGGUUUGCGGAUUCUUUUACUUGUCGUGAAAAAGAACGUAAAAGAACUUGCAACAUUGAUCAUGUUUUUUAUAUUCGGCAUGCUGAUUUUUUCUACCAUGAUCUUCUACGCCGAGUUACACAUAGAUGGCGAUUUUCCAAGCAUAAUCGACGGGUUUUGGUGGUCUAUUAUUACGAUGACUACAGUGGGGUACGGUGAUGCUGUUCCGUCAAGUUAUCCCGGGUAUGUAAUCGGCGGCAUGUGCGCCCUAACUGGCAUGCUUCUCUCCGGUUUAGCUAUCCCCAUAAUAAGCAACAAUUUCAAUCUGUACUAUUAUUAUGGGAGAACGUACUCCGAACAGAUGGCAAAGAAGGAAACGAAACAAGAAGUCCAAACGAACCGACUAGAUUAUACUAAUUCGUUCACUGGAGAGGAAAACGGCCAUGUGGGUAACCAUCAUGACCACGAGGAAGGAAGGAAUUUUCUGUAGUACUUGUACAUGUACAUGUACAUGUAGUCGUCGUCUGCGGUUUGCGUACGGAUCGCGUUGUAGUGCAGUCCCUUCUCCACAGAUCCCGCAGUUUACAAUUAUUCCGUGCAAAUCGCCUCGCCCCAUGUUCACAUGGUCGAUACAUGCAGGAGGGCCCGGGUGAGGGCGUUGAUCUCGCUAGUGUACAUUGAUGACAUCGAUGCGGUCACCUGUGCAAUUUAUUUCUACUUAUCACAGAAUAACAUCAGGAACAAUCAGCAGUUGUGGUCAGUUAAUUAAUGCUCGCUGGUAGAGUGAAUAAUAACACACGAGUUAGGUAGGAUACGGUAACACGGCAUGAUGUAAAUAUGUUUUUUAAAUGCGGAGUGCAAUUUACAGUAUCAGCAGUCAGGAGUUUGUCUGCAUAAUUUAAUGGGCUGAUGAUAAUCUCGAAUGCACAUGGCCACAAAUCAAUGCCACUCGUGUAAAUGUUUACAUGCUUUAAACUGCAUGCAUUGAUGAAACAAAAUAUACAAACGUAGAUCGAUCUGAUCUUAAAAACGUACUCGAAACUCUGGUAUUGUCUUUUCAUUGCCUAUCUACAUAAUGAGCGUGCAAGUCGGAGGCAUGCUAAACCUAGGCAGGCAAUGCAGAGGUAGUGAUGGGGCAUUGCUAAAUGUACAUUGGUUGCCUUUUUGUUAUCUUUAGCAGUUGCCUAUACCCCAGGGCUCCGGCAGAAAAUUUGUUCGUGCGCAUUUCAUAUUUUUAUGCUUAUUAUUUUGUUCGACUCUGCCUGUUC